Molecule: messenger RNA, 1374 nt
Organism: Solanum lycopersicum (tomato)
Lineage: Eukaryota; Viridiplantae; Streptophyta; Magnoliopsida; Solanales; Solanaceae
Source: RefSeq, a predicted model, not a curated record
AUGUCAAAACCUGUCCUUAGUGACCGACUAGCAAGAUGGUACCUCCAAUUCCAACAAUUUGAGAUUGUGUACAUCCCUCAAAAAUCCGUGAAGGGACAAGCACUAGCGGAUUUCUUAGCAGACCAUCCUAUACCAAAUGAUUGGGAGUUAACUGAUGAGUUUCCUGAUGAAGAUGCAAUGUUAAUUGAAGUUCAACCUCCUUGGAAAAUGUACUUUGACGGGGCUGCACAUCGCGGCGGAGCUGGUGCUGGUGUGGUGUUCAUCACUUCACAAGAAGAGAUUCUACCAUUCUCUUUUACUCUAAAACAAUGUUGCUCCAAUAAUGUCGCUGAAUAUCAAGCACUGAUACUUGGACUUGAAAUGGCCGUUGACAUGAAACAAUUACAUUUAGAGGUCUUUGGUGACUCUCAAUUGGUGAUUAAUCAACUCUUAGGAAGUUAUGAGGUAAAAAAGCCUGAAUUGCGACCUUAUCAUGAUUAUGCUCAAAAGUUGAUAAGAUGGCUUCGAGAUGUAACCCUUCAACAUGUGCGUCGAACAGAGAAUAAGAAAGCUGAUGCAUUGGCUACUUUAGCUUCAACGCUAACCCUUCCUGAUCAAACGCAAGUAACUGUCUGUCAAAAAUGGAUAGUACCACCGUCAAAUGAGGAAGAAUAUAUCGAAAAUAAGCUUGAUCAUAUCGUCGCCAUUGUUGAAGCUGCGAAGGAAGAUUGGAGACAACCCAUCAUUGACUACCUAUGUUAUGGGAUACUUCCAGAAAAUCCAAGAAGAAGAACUAAUAUACGUCGUCGUGCACCUCGUUUCCUUUACUACAAGGAUACAUCAUAUAGAAGAUCAUUUGAGGGUAUGUUAUUACGAUGUUUGGGAGAGGAAGAAGCGAUUCAAGCUCUGCAAGAAGCAUACUUAGGAGUAUGUGGAUCACAUCAAUCUGGACCAAAACUUCAUUUUCACAUAAAGAGGAUGGGGACUAUUACCAAAGUCUUCAAAGAGAAUGUUGCAAAUUUUAUCCGAGUAAAUAUUAUGUAUCGCUUUGGCAUCCCUCGAUAUAUAAUAACAGACAAUGGCAAACCAUUUGAUAACAAGCUAAUGAACAAGAUUUGUGAUCUUUUUGACUUUAAGCAGCAUAAAUCUUCUAUGUACCAUGCUGCUGCUAAUGGUCUUGCUGAAGCAUUCAAUAAGACUCUAUGCAACCUGCUCAAGAAAGUUGUCUCCAAAUCCAAACGGGAUUGGCAUGAAAGAAUGGAAGAAGCUUUGUGGGCAUAUAGGACAACAUAUCGCACACCAACUCAAGCAACACCAUAUUCACUUGCUUUAAGAGUUGAAGCAGUCCUGCCACUCGAGCAUCAAAUACCCUCCUUAAGACUUGCUAUUCAAUAA